AUGAAUGUUAAAGAACAGAUUGAAAUAGAUGAUGACUCUGACAUUCCAGAGGUAUUGCUGGACUCCCCAUCAAGUACUGGAGGAGCAGAUGAUCUUGACUCUAAUUCAGUCUCCACUGUGAAAUCCGCAGUAGAAAGAUGCUUGAAUGAAACGAAAAAUAAGGAGGACCCAGUGGAAGUGUUACAGGUAUACCAGCAGCUGUUCUUAAAGGGUCGACCCCUAGACCAAGACAGUUUAGACAGUACAAUUGAAGGGAAAACGUUGCCGAUAUUCGUUUCACGAAACGAUAUUCUGGAAACGGGUAUGAGUGAACUUGUCGACAGUGAGGACUUCAGAUAUCCCAUGGAGGUCACUUUUUAUGGAGAAGAAGCUGCAGAUGUAGGAGGCCCCAGAAAAGAGUUUCUUGUCUUAAUGCUGCAGGAAAUUUUGAAAGACGAAAGGAAUAUUCUGAAAGAAGUAGACGAACAACGCUACAAAAUUAUAGAGAAUUCAGCCAACCUUCGAAAAAAGUUUUAUUAUGGAGCUGGUCUGUUGUGUGGACUGUCGCUGUUACAAAAUGGACCUCUGCCAUGUUUCCUUUCCGAAGAGGAAAGUGAAAAUGUCAUAAUGGGAACAAAUGCAACACCAGCAAGGGUCCAGUUCAGGAGAGGCUUUGAUACAUUAGGUUUAGUAGAGUUACUUCGAUCAAAACCUACUUUAAAGUACUUACUGAGGCCCUCGGCAAAAAAACUUCUAACAACAAAAGUACUUUCAUACUCUCAAGCCAAAAUUUUCUGAAAGUGGAUCCAACAGACGAACAGUGGAAGAAGGAGUGUAUUCGAAAUUUGUUAAGUAUGUCCGCGAAGUGGCAGCAGGAAGAAGAGAAAAUGUAAGCCUCGAAAAGAUGCUUCAGUUUACUACUGGAUCAACAGAGCCUCCAAUUCUUGGUUACGGUAUAAGCCCUUGUAUUGAGUUUAUUGAAGGAAAAAGUGUGUUCCCGACC
Messenger RNA from Anneissia japonica, 982 nucleotides. RefSeq lists its product as uncharacterized. Bases 1 to 777 code for a protein of 258 amino acids. Lineage: Eukaryota; Metazoa; Echinodermata; Crinoidea; Comatulida; Comatulidae. Gene Ontology annotation, molecular function: ubiquitin-protein transferase activity. The record is from RefSeq and is a predicted model, not a curated record. The transcript is spliced from 7 exons.